UUGUUUGCUGAAGACUAUCGAAGAAAGCAAGUCUCCGGUGCUUAGCCUAAAAAGAAGACUAUUUUAAACUGCUCACUAAUUACUCUCUUUCUCCCUCGCGCCGUCGCGCGCCUAUACGCCAUGUAACGACCUCAGAGCUUCGGCGUAUCGGUUUAUGGCGAUUUGUGGGGUUUUCUCUCCAAACUGAAUUUUAAUUACAAUCGUUCUUUGCCAAAAGAACAGGUUAUUUGUCAAGGUUUUCCGCAUGGUAUCGGAUUCUCGUUUGAUUGCGGGAAUCCUCCUUUUCGGGAAACCUUGGGGAAAGCUCGUUAGCUUUUUUUACUGGUUCUGGGAUCUAUAUGUGCAAUUCGACUAGGGUUUGUUUUCCUGGGAUGUGAUUUGGGAUGGUCAGGGAUGGCUCGAGACGGAUACGUCGUCCCUGUAGAUCCUCAAGCCGCCUUGAAGAAGAAAACCGCCGUCUCGAGGAGUUGGAUUUUGUUGGAUUGUACCGGAGAGGGGACGAUCCUGGAUGUCGACAAGUAUGCCAUUAUGCACCGGGUUCAGAUUCAUGCAAGAGAUCUUCGGAUCCUUGAUCCUCUGUUAUCAUAUCCUUCGACGAUAUUAGGCCGAGAAAAGGCCAUUGUGCUCAAUUUGGAGCACAUUAAAGCAAUAAUCACUGCAGAGGAGGUGUUUCUUAGAGAUCCGCAUGAUGAUAAUGUUAUUCCCAUUGUGGAAGAACUUAAAAGGCGAUUGCCCCCUGUAAAUGCCCGCCAUGCCCAAGGAGACCGGAAGGAGAACCAGGAUAGGCACAAUGAUGCUGAAGUGAGUGAAGAGGAUGAGUCUCCAUUUGAAUUUCGAGCCCUAGAAGUAGCACUUGAAGCUAUUUGUAGUUUUCUUGGUGCACGUACAACGGAACUGGAGACUGAUGCUUAUCCAGCCUUAGAUGAGUUGACCUCCAAAAUUAGUAGCCGUAACUUGGAUCGUGUUCGUAAAUUGAAGAGUGCAAUGACAAGGUUGACUGCUCGGGUCCAGAAGGUAAGGGAUGAGCUUGAACAACUUCUAGAUGACGAUGAUGAUAUGGCGGACCUUUACCUAUCUAGGAAAUUGGCUGGGCCUUCUUCACCUGUCAGUGGUUCAGUUGCACCCAGUUGGAUCCCCGCUUCCCCUACUAUAGCUUCAAAGAUAUCCAGAGCAAGUAGGGCUAGUGCUGCAACAAUUCGUGGAGAUGAAAAUGAUGUUGAGGAGCUGGAAAUGCUGCUCGAGGCAUACUUCAUGCAGAUUGAUGGCAUAUUGAACAAAUUGACAACGCUGCGUGAAUACAUUGAUGACACUGAGGAUUACAUUAAUAUUCAGCUUGACAAUCAUCGGAAUCAGUUGAUUCAGCUAGAGCUCUUUCUAAGUUCGGGAACUGUUUGUCUAUCCAUCUAUUCUUUGGUGGGUGGAAUAUUUGGCAUGAACAUCCCAUACACAUGGAAUGAUAACCAUGGUUACGUGUUUAAAUGGGUGGUCAUCCUUACUGGAAUAGUCUGUGCAUCCCUUUUUGUAUUGAUUAUUUCCUAUGCCCGCUACAAAGGUCUUGUAGGAUCUUGAUAUCUUCAACAGAAGUAAGGUACUCUCAAAGGAGAUGGAAAUCAACUCCUAGCACUCGUGGUCUGUACAUGAAAUAAGUUACAGCUGCUGAGACUUGACAUAAAGUGUAGGUUCGAUGAAGCAGGCAGCGUUUUAUGGCAGACUAUGGUGGUUUUCUUUUAAGCAGCAGAAUAUUGUUUCUUCGGGAGAGAGAAAUAACAAACUUAUCUGUUCAAAUUCAGGCUUCAAUUAACAAUGAACCAUGAAAGGGUAUAUGGUAAUUUUUUUGUUGAUUUUUUUUUUAUUAUUUUUGAUUGAUAUUUUUUCUUAUUUUAAUAUACCUCAGAGUUGGGUGGAAACUACUGCACAAGUGCACCCAUGAUAUAUGUAAUCAGUAACUGAGCUAGGAAUCAGUUUAUCUCAAUACAUAAUUGGAUUGAGGUUCAUACUUCAAA
Messenger RNA from Nelumbo nucifera (sacred lotus), 2003 nucleotides. RefSeq names its product magnesium transporter MRS2-I-like. Gene Ontology annotation, cellular component: membrane. The record is from RefSeq and is a predicted model, not a curated record. Gene Ontology annotation, biological process: transmembrane transport; magnesium ion transport. Gene Ontology annotation, molecular function: magnesium ion transmembrane transporter activity. Lineage: Eukaryota; Viridiplantae; Streptophyta; Magnoliopsida; Proteales; Nelumbonaceae.